Messenger RNA from Caenorhabditis angaria, 533 nucleotides. NCBI's taxonomy places the organism in Eukaryota, Metazoa, Nematoda, Chromadorea, Rhabditida, Rhabditidae. The record is from the annotation of a GenBank genome assembly.
AUGAAGACAACUUUAUCGGAAUUUAUUGAUUAUGAAAAGUGAGUUAGCCUGAUGUUGUGGUAACAACUUCUAAUCGAACUAUUUUAGAUCACCGUGUUUCAUCAGAAUUUGCGGAAUUGAUGUCAACAAUAUCGUCGAAAUGUAUUAUUUAAGGGUGAGUUAAAUAACUAACAUCAAGCAAAUAAUCGAACUAUAUAAUAUUUCAAUUCAAGAGAAUUCGCCUUCUGGAAGAUCUGGGCAACACAAACAUUCAACCAACUUCAAUUCGACAUCUACACUGUCGACAUAUUUUUUGAAACUUUAUGAAACUGAAAUGUCUUCAGCAUCAAAGGCAAACAGGACUGAUGCUAUGAGCAAAUAUGGUUCUUUAGUGAUUGUGAAAAGUUAGUUAGUCUCUACUAAUAAGGAAACAACUAUUUUUAUCAUUUUCAGAUCGUCAUGUCUCAACAUACCACAAAUUGAAGCUACACAAAAAUUCGAAAAAUAAAAAACUGCCAAUUUGGCGUAGCCAUAUCUUGCAAAAUUAUUAUUGA